AAAUCAAUUAAUUUGGAUAUUUAUUUGCAAAAAAGAAAGUACUUCCAUGCGGUUUAGACCUUUGCUACGGACGAUUCGGUGCUUCAUGUGAAAGUCUGCGCUGUCAAAAUAAAAGUUUAAGCGCCUUUAACUCGGAUUGAUCGUGAACGUUUAAAUUUUCAAUCUUCACCUCUUUAACUAUAAACUCACAAACGCAAGCAUUGAUGUAUUACCGCAGUAUUACUUUUGUGUUUUAAAAAUGUAUUUUUUUAAGCAAUUGUUUGAAUUACGGGCGACAUUGGCUGUCCCUAAACGCAUCACCGGGAUAACAAGCCAAUCCGCGUGGAGCACAGAUCUGACAAGGGUUUGGAUUAGUGUCAUUCGUUGUAGUUCUACGUGCCGUCGGUCACUGUGUUGUGGAGAUCUUCCAAUCACGUAACGCGUAGCUCCACAGGAGGCGGAGCUAACGUUGUUGAUUGAACGCUGAUGGCCUCAGGUUUUCACGCCUCAAAGGUUUUUUUUUUUAUGUGGGACUGUACGCCGAUGCAAAGUUUGCUGGUGAUAACGAGGUUUCUUAUGAAGCGGACGCGGCUUGGAUUGUAAGUUGUCACAUGGCUCGUGCGCAGAGCCAGCUGUGCCCCAGCACCGGACUGGAGAAGCACAGCUGACCUACAUGGAUGAUCCGGGUUGACCACAAACGCCUCCAGCUUUUAGUUUGUGACAUUGAGCAGCUAUGUCCGUUUCUACGGUUUUGGCAAAAGCGUUGUUUGACAACACCUCGGAGAGCCCUGAGGAGCUCGCAUUCCGGAAAGGCGACAUCCUGAUGGUGCUAGAACAGGAGCAAAGCGGUGGGCCCGGGUGGUGGCUCUGUUCCCUUCAUGGCAAACAGGGCAUUGCCCCAGCCAACCGCCUCCGUCUCCUCCAGACUACCCUACCCCCAGGCUCAGAAUGCCGUGGUGGCUCCGGUGAGGACUCCGUCUACCUGUCUCCUGGCCCUCCGCUGGCCCGGAUGGCCGGCAGUGGCAGCGCAGAGGACGUAGAUGGAGUGUAUCGCUCUCCACUCUGUGCAGGUGAAGGGCGAGGAACUGGACCUGCCUCAAGACCUGGGGAGCUCUGCAGAGUUGAUGGAGGGCGACCCCGAUCUCACUCUAGCUCUGGUACACGACCCCGACCUGACUGGGAUAUAGGGGGGCCCGGCCGACCGCGAUCCCCUUCUCUCAGAGGGCGUGGCUCAGAAACAGCUGGGACAUUUUAUCAGACUCCAGCGGUUCAACAUUUGAGGCAGACAGGAACUCCUCUGUCCUCAGAGUCUCUGUACCUUUCCCCCAGUGGAGUUCCAAGAUCAGCUGAGGAACUAGAGGACGCCACCUAUCUAGUUCCAAGAGAACAGUUGGAUGACUGUUAUUUAGUGCCCAAAGGUAUGCCACUCGCAAGCGAGACUGUUUACCAAGUCCCCGCAGGAGCUGUCUGCUCCAACGGCCCCGCUACAGUGACCGGAACACCUGGUGCCUCCCAGCCAAAAGUUAGCCACAAAAUGCCCACUGCUGUGGGUGCAAGCCUUCAGAGGACUUCCACUGCAGUGUUGCCUUUGCAGGCUCAGGUGUCUCCCAGAGAGCUGCUCAAAGCAGUUUCUGCUAACGCCGCCUGCAGGGGCAAACCUGGAGCAGCCAGUCAUUGGGGGUCACCUUUAUUGGGUCGGGCAGUGCAGGUCAGGGUUCCCGGGUCACCAAAUUUUGGCCGCAAACCUCCUCCUCCAGCACCUCCAGUGAGGGGAGUCACAAGGAAGGAUGCACAGCAAGUCUCUACGUCCUUAGUGGAUACUCAGUCGGUUUCCAAAUCUGCCAGUCAGCCUUCGUCUGCGUGUGUGCAGCACGGAGUCGACCAAAAAAGAGGAACUCCUCAGGUUAAGGAGGACAGAGUCCACAGUGUCCUGGAGAACAGCAAUGGUGUGGAGCAGAGAAAAGGAGAACACCAGCAGGAUCAGAGUAAUCCUGGUGAUCAGGUUUAUGACACGCCUCCUAGUGGCAGGUGGCAUUGUUCAGUCCCGUGUGCAGUCACUGAAGAUAAUGGCAUCUACGACACGCCUCGUAGUGUCCCGCCGCAAGCUUACCCCGAGAUAGAGGUCUAUGACGUGCCCACUGUGGCUGUAAAUGUGUCCAUGUCAGAUGUACAGCACACCGGUCCCGCGUCUGUGGCUGACGAGGUUGAUGAGGACGUCUACAGCGUCCCCACUCUUCCAGGUCUCCCUCUGGGUCCAGGUGAGUCCACCACAAACCUCUGUGGAGAUGAUGUCAGUGAUGUAGGACAGCCUGUGCCCAGUUCUGAGAAACGAGUCGGCACUGGAGAUCGUCACAGAGACUCUUCUGAGCCCGACUGUGGGAUCUACGACAUGCCUGCUCUGACCGCUGAAGUUCUGCCACACUCCUCCUCCUCGUCCUCCUCCACCUCCACUCGCCGUCUCUCAGUUUCCAGUAAUGGCUCCAGCGAUGUGCAUUGGAGAGCCACGCUUUCCAGCCUUGUCCAGUCUGUGUUGAGCACAGCGUCUUGCUCGGCCUCCACGCUGUCAUCGCGAGACCUCGCCACCUCCUUGGCUGAAAUCUUGUCCACAUGGAAAGCUAAUCAUUCUGGUGAUCCUCUACCACCACUUCAGCAGACAUGGGCCCGUCUGUCAGACCUCCUGCCAGCGUUAUCGGCCAUCGGCAGCGGCCCUCCGUCUGAAGGCCUCUUGUCCUUGGUCCAGCGUUCCCUUGAGGAAAGUGCCCUUCUGCUGCAGGCUCAGAGCCGCCCCCGUCUGCCAUCCCAAGAAUCCCUGUCCCGUAGGCCGUUGCCUGCUCUCCCAGUCCCAGUGGCUGAUGGGAAAACACCUGGAGGCGGGAUGGGCUCACGUAAAGGCAGUUGGAUCCAGGAGAGGCCCCUACCCCCAACCCCUCAACCAGCUUUCCCCUUGCCUCCCGCUCCUCCCACUGUGACCCUCACUGUGGGUUCUGGAGGUGAAGACGACGACCCCAGCAACGAGUACGCGGGGAUCAGCCUGGGCCCUGUCCCGGCCCCAGUACCUGCUGCCGACAGCGUUGGAUACGUCAAACUGCAGGGAAAACCUGAUCCACUUCCUGACGUGGUGGCUGAGAAUGGACAAACACAAACGAUCACCGCCGAGCCAAGGUUGACCCCGUCCCCUCCCCUGCCGGUGUCCCUCUCCUUGGAGGACUCGGAGCUGCUGACCUUCUACUCCUCCCAGAGUCUCGCCCAUCUCUCCUGCCUGGCAGAUGCCAUCGAUGUGCUCUUCGAGAGCGUGCAGGGCAACCAGCCGCCACGCGUCUUCGUCUCCAGAGGGAAGAGUCUCAUCGUGACGGCCCACAAACUGGUGUUUAUCGGCGACACGCUUUCCCGUUUGCUUCUGUCUGCGGACCUUCGCGCUAAAAUCACGGCAUCAGGAGGACGACUGUGCCAGGCCUUGAAGUCGGUUGUCGUGGCGACAAAAGGUGCUGCACAGAACUACCCAUCGGUGAAUGCCACCCAGGAAAUGGUGGACCGUGUGGCUGAGCUGUCCCAGCAGGCAGCUGUCUUCUCCACCCUGCUCCAGCGUCUGGCAGAAAUAUCUUGAUUUUUUUUUUUUUUUCUCUCUCUCUCACUUUGCGUUAAACUGUUGACACUAAACAUUUCCUCUCUUUGAAAUGCCUUAUUUGUUGUUGGACUCUGUUGUUUUGGGUUUUUUGCUGCUGGGAGUUUGGAUUUGGACCGUGUUGGUUUAUCUGCUGACCUUCGUGCUUGACGUCACACUUCUCUUUAUGACUCUUAAUAAUUUAUUGCAUAUUUGAGCUCGGUGCAGCUUUUCUUUUUAACCAUUUAGGCUGAGAGCUUUGCUUUUUUGUGUUUGCUGUAUUUAUCUCUGUUUUCCUUCCUUCCUGUAUUUAUUUAACCCCUGAGUUUCAGGACUGGCAGGGACAGGAGGCCCCGAGUCCUGCUCCAGGCCUCUCUGUUCCUCUGAUGCCUGAGGUCCUGCUGUGGUGACCCAUCAUUUUACUCAUUUCAGUCUGAAUGUGGGUGAACUCAGACCGGAUGUGAGGGUGGGUUGAGCCGUGUCGGCUUUGUGCCCUCGCACAUUACCCUGAUAUCCUCACGAUGAUGUAAACCGAGGAUUGCAAUAACCAUUUUCUUAUAUUACUUUUUUUUUUCGUUCCACACAAUCUUACAAAUAUCAUGAAAGAAACUCUGGGAGAUGCAGACAGAGACGGUCAUGUGGGUGAGAAAUCCUAAUCUUGUUCUUUCCCACAGACACGUCAGCCUGGCAAGAGUUAAGAAAACUUGUUGGCCAAGUUUGCUUGUCUCCACACGUCCUUAUGAUUUUUGUUUUUGUCAUUUUCCGUAAGUGUGUACGUUAGUGAUGUCGCUGGCACAGUCUGCCUCAUGUUGGUUCAAGACACUACAUUAUUUAAUUACUGAGGGCCAAUGGUGAAACACGAUGUUUGAGAAAAGGCCCCCCCAAGCAGGCGGUGCACCAAUAACUUAAUAUAUGGUUGACAAUGAACCAGUCAGUCCGUCGCACACGAUAAUUUGAAUUUUAUUAAAUUUACUUAGCACACGCACACAUUUUAAACAAAAAACACGUAAACAAUUUCAGUUUUGUGCAGCUGAAAGGCUGUAGGCAGAAGCAAAAGCUUUUAAUUUGUGUUCCACGAGUUGUUACUAAGGUUGUUUUUAACGAGUAUUGGCCAGAUUUGAUGAAGCUGAAAGGAAUUCUGUUGUGCAAACUCUGGAUUAGUUAUCUUUUCCAUGAUGGUGAAGUUAAGUCCCACAGUUCCAUCAUCUGUGCAUGCAGAAGCUUACCCUACUAUUAACAACAGUUCAGACUGAAACUGCUCCUGGCAUAGCUCACAAAAGCCACAUCUGACAUUUUGGGUUGAACUGAGCACACCCCUAUGUUUCUGCUCCCCCACAGGAGCAGUCUUUUUUUUUUUUUUUUUUUUUUUUUUUGAGUCACCUCAGUAUGAGUUGGGUUUUUCUCUUCUAAGCUUUAUUAUCUGAUUUUUAAGAACUCCGGCGUUCUGUAUUUGCUUGCUGAAAAGGUGUGUUAAAUUAGUCAGUGUUGGGAGCUACCUUGUAUUUUUUUAAAGCUAUAUUUAAAAUAUAUUAUGCAUAUAUAUAUAUACUUUAAACUCGUUUGCAGGUGGGGUUUAUUUGUUUCCUUUCCUUCCCCUCGACAUUGUGUCGUCGUCAGUGGGGCACGUUUGUUAAGGUUCCUGUUGAGGCUCUGCUACUGUUCCAAUGCUGACACCUAGUGGAAGUUUGCAUGAUGUGCAGGAAACUUUCGUAUAUUUAUUGCUAAUGUUUUUAUUAUUUUGCAUGGUUUAAUUUUCCGCGUGCACUUCAUCAUGGGUUGACUUUAUAAGGUGAUAUGCAAAGAAUGUUUUUUGGAGGCAUGUUACAGUUUACAGAUGCAGCUGCAUUUUCUUUUGUACUUUUUUAA
This is a messenger RNA of Thalassophryne amazonica, 5446 nucleotides long. RefSeq names its product embryonal Fyn-associated substrate-like. Gene Ontology annotation, cellular component: cytoplasm; plasma membrane. Gene Ontology annotation, molecular function: protein binding. NCBI's taxonomy places the organism in Eukaryota, Metazoa, Chordata, Actinopteri, Batrachoidiformes, Batrachoididae. The record is from RefSeq and is a predicted model, not a curated record. Gene Ontology annotation, biological process: cell surface receptor protein tyrosine kinase signaling pathway; cell migration.